CGUGUCUGUGUCUGCUGUGCAUGCACACAAUUUCACUUUCUAGAAUAAAUACAAAAAUAUAAUCAAUUAUUCAAGUGCCAACAUGAAUGCCUGCAAUGUGUGCGAGUCUCCUACCAAAAACAAAUGCUCCAAUUGUAAUCAGGUAGCCUAUUGCUCUGUGGAGCAUCAGAAGGCAGAUUGGAAGGCACACAAGGCGCGCUGUUUUCCAUUUAAGAUAGCACAUAAUGAGCUGCUGGGUCGCCAUUUGGUUGCCACACGUAAUAUUAAACCCUAUGAGAUUAUAUUGAAAGAGGCACCGCUGGUGCGUGGACCGGCACAAAUUAGCGCACCUGUGUGCAUGGGUUGUCUGAACGGUAUUGAGCCCAACGAUCAUAUUGAAUGCGACAAGUGUGGUUGGCCUUUGUGUGGCUUGGAGUGCCCUGGGCUCGAUGAGCAUAAGGCAGAGUGUCAGCUAACGCAGCAGCGAGGUCAGAAAGUCAGUGUGCAGGAGUUCAAUGGACCACAUCCUUUGUACAAUUGCAUUAGUACUGUGCGUUGCUUGCUCAUCAAUGAAACUAAUCCUGCAAAUGCGGAGAAGUUUAAGCAGCUUGAGGCCCUGGAGCAAACGCGUCGUGGCUCAAACCAAUGGAAGGCAGACCUGGCCAGCAUUGGGCAAUUUAUACCCAAAUUCUUUCGCACUCAAAAAUUCAGCGAAGAUGAAAUUAUGCGUGCUGUUGGUGCUCUACAAAUCAAUGGACAUGAGGUGCCCACCUCCGAUCCGCCGCAUGUCGCUGUCUUCUAUACGGCUUCCUUCACGGAAAAUUCUUGUCGGCCCAAUUUAGCUAAGAGCUUCAAUAAAAAUGGUCACUGCAUACUAUGGGCUCCAAACGAGAUCAAGAAGAACGCACAUCUAAGCAUUUGUUAUUCGGAUGCUGUUUGGGGCACCGCGGAUCGCCAGCGCCAUCUAAUGCAAACGAAGCUAUUCAAGUGCGCCUGCGAACGUUGCGUGGAUGUCACCGAGAUGGGCACGAACUAUAGCGCCAUUAAAUGUGAAGAUCGCAAAUGCAAUGGACUGAUGUUGCCCACCAAGGCGGACAACUGGAAUGGCAGCUGGAGUUGCUGUGAGUGUCAGAAACAAGUACAAAGAAAAUAUAUAGACGGCAUACUUGAGCGUGCUGGCAAGGACAUUCAGCAUAUGGAAAAGAACGCAGAUAAUAGCUUUAAAUAUAUUAAGCACUAUGAGAAAUGGCUGCCAUCUCAACAUUAUCAUCUCAGCGAAGUAAAACUCUUACUGGUACAGCUCAUUGCCAAGGAUCAGCAAGAGCUAAUGGUUGUCGAUGACGAAAAGCUUAACUUAAAGCUAAGGUAUGCGCGAGACUUAAUACAACUUUACGAAACUAUUGCUCCAUGUGAAGUCCGUAUGCUAGGCACACUCUGCUUUGAGCUGCAUUCUGCCAUAGCUGAGCAAACACGUCGCAUUAGCUUACAAACAAGCCUGUCGCCCAAGGAAAUGCUCGAGGAAUCGUUGCUCUACGUGGAUAAGUGUGUCAACUACUUGCAAUACGAAUCAAACAUAUUUGUAGAAGGACAUAUACUCAAGCAGGCUAAAAUCAAUAGAGACGCUUUACGCAUGGUUAUGAGAAUUUCUUAAAUAAGGACAACUGGCUCAAAUACCCUUUUCGUCAAACCAUUGAAUAAAUAAUACAAAUUGUACCCAAU
Messenger RNA from Drosophila busckii, 1698 nucleotides. RefSeq names its product SET domain-containing protein SmydA-8 (gene SmydA-1). The record is from RefSeq and is a predicted model, not a curated record. The transcript is spliced from 6 exons. NCBI's taxonomy places the organism in Eukaryota, Metazoa, Arthropoda, Insecta, Diptera, Drosophilidae. Bases 83 to 1630 code for a protein of 515 amino acids.